CGCCGGUCGAUAGCAUGUGUUGUUGAAGAGCGAAGAGAACGCGUGUUGCGUCCCGACCGUCACCAUUCGUCGGCUAUAAGUGGCGCGAGUCGUGCCACGCGAUCCCAUUGGCCCACAUCGUCUCAGCUGAGGUUCAGUGCUACUAUCGGCCGUUCUCGUACCACAUCACGCCUGGGAUUCCGGCGGUUUCGAUCGUCACCGAGACGUUCCACCUGCGAUCACAGACAGUCCGGAUGUUAGAGGGAAAAAAGGAAAGAAGGAAAGAGGGGAGGAAAGAGAGAGAGAGAGAGAGGGAGAGAAACGAACAAGACUGAUGAUACGAAAGUGACGGUCAGUUGGUAGGGGAAUCCGUUCUACCGUAGAUCUCGAAAGUGCGAAGCGCAUCUCGUUCAAGUUCUCACCUAUCACGUUUCACAGAGACCGGACACUCUCGAUCUUUCGUGGUGGUCGAAAUUAUCAGAUCCAAAGAAUUGGUAUUCGUACAGUAAUAGCUAAACGGAAGAUCGUUACGUUGCUUUGAUUCCGUUUGCUCGGCAUUGCGACGAAAUCGAGCGCAGCGAAGUUCGAUCGGGCCGAGUCCACGAUUUUAACGAUCGUCAGCGCACUCAACAGAUAAGAGCGCUCUCUAAGCAGAAAUGGCACCGAAUACAUCUCUCACACCGACAGGAGUGCUUUUCGAGGGCGAGACCCUGGCCGAGCCGCAACUGAUCGACGUAUCGAAGGAGAAGCCCAAAUAUGUCAGACGCAUCGUCUGGAGGAACGUCUUGGCUUUCUCGUAUCUACACAUCGCGAGCCUCUACGGACUGUACCUCGCAUUCACAUCGGCCAAAUGGGCGACCGUCUUUUUCGCGAUCCUGUUGUAUCAGAGCACCGCCUUAGGAAUUACAGCCGGUGCUCACAGACUAUGGGCGCACAGAUCUUACAAGGCCAAGUGGCCGCUCCAGUUGUUCCUCAUGAUCAUGAACACCAUAGCUUUCCAGGACGCCGCGAUCGACUGGGCCAGAGACCACAGGGUUCACCACAAGUUUAGCGAGACCGAUGCCGAUCCGCAUAACGCCAAGAGGGGUUUCUUCUUCUCGCACGUAGGCUGGCUCCUCUGCAGGAAGCAUCCGGAUGUCAAGGAGAAGGGCAAAGGAAUUGACUUGAGUGACCUCGAGAGCGAUCCUAUUUUGGCUUUCCAGAAAAAGUAUUACACCUUUCUGAUGCCUCUGUUAUGUUUCAUCAUGCCGACCGUAAUUCCGGUAUUCUUUUGGGACGAGACCUGGUCGAACGCUUACUUCGUACCGACCAUCCUCCGCUACACCUUCACGCUAAACAUGACGUGGCUGGUGAACUCGGCAGCUCAUAUGUUCGGCAACAAACCUUACGACAAAUACAUCAAUCCGUCGGAGAACAAAGGCGUCGCAUUGAUGACCUUCGGCGAAGGCUGGCACAAUUAUCACCACGUAUUCCCGUGGGACUACAGGGCGUCCGAGUUCGGCUACAGGCUCAACUUCACCACCAUGUUUAUCGACUUUUGCGCGAAGAUCGGCUGGGUAUAUGACAUGAAGAGCGUCUCCGAGGACAUGGUGAUGAAGCGAGUGGAGAGAACGGGCGACGGCAGCCACGAGCUGUGGGGCUGGGGCGACAAGGACCAGACGCAGGAGGAGAGGGACGAGGCCGUGGUGAAGUACAAUUGCACGAAGGAUCAGUAGGGCGGUGCGCGUCGUAGGGUGUGCGUCUCUCAGGUAGAACGUAAGAGAAACAAAAAAAAACGCUUCUUAUAUUUCGUAUUCGAUGACAAGCGACGACGAGGACCACGGAUUUCAUUUAUUCCGUUUGUGCAGACUCCAAGGCGUUUCUUCUGCGAUUGAGGUAGAUAAAUAGAGAGAGAGACAGAAGGGCUGAGGCGGUUCGACCGAGCUCGUCUUCCGGGACUGUCGACACGUCGACAAGCCGACAUGUCGCGUCACUUGAUUAUCUAGCGGGUUUCACAUACACACACGCGCGCGCGCGCGCGUGCACACACACACACACACAAUAGGCGCAGGCAAAAAUCUUUCUUGAUUUGCGAGAUAAAUUAACCGUGAUUAACUAUAAGAAAGUAUUAAGAAAUUUUCCGUUUUUUCUCUUGUACACCGAUGGUAUUGCCGAGCGAAGUGUACGAUCAUCUCUUUAUUCGCUUAGUUCCUAUUUUUCACGUAUAAUGCGCUAAGUUAGUUCUCGUAAAUAUCGAUUAUUAGCUUGACAUAAUUUAUUUGUGCGAAAGAGAAACAUUUUGCGUUGCGGAGAAGGAAAGAGGGGUCCGUGGAUGCAAAGCAGAUUACGAAAGCAGGAUACAAAAUCUGUAUUGUAUAACGACACGACUAAUUAAUAGGCAAGCGUGACCAUCGGUCAGAGUAUCCUCGCUACGUGAUGUUUGCGUACUAUAUCGACUUGUAGCCAGAUUAACGACGUUACCCAGCAAAUAUCAAGUAAGAGUUUGAUAUUAUUAUCACUCGGUGUUUGUUGGGUAUCUUCUUUCCGAGACAUUUCUUUCCUGUUGUUUUACACAACGCUCGUAUCUUUACUUUUCUCCUUUUCUACCACGUUACGUUAUGUUUUCUCCCUCUACCCUCCCCCCUGUGAAGAAAUACAUCUCGAAUCAUUAUCUUAUUUCCAACCUUCUGCGAGAUCGUAUACACACUUGGUCUCCGAACGGUUUGAACGCUUCUCCCUCUCUCUCUUGAUGCAGCUUGAAACGCCGAGAAUUUCUCGAAAUCAAGUCCUCUCAUCGGACCAUCGGCUGCUCUCCGAGCUGCGAGAGGAAAGUGUUCAAACCGUAUCGAAACUAAGUAUACAAGCAAGCGUGGUGCACUUCGCGAUUCGUCGCAACGGGAGCGCAACGCCCGUCGACGUGACCGGCCAAUCGAAUCGAACGAUACUUCGCGAUACUUGUAUCGUCACAGCGACUGUUUCUAUCUACGAAGCGCCGGUGAUCGGAACGCGAUAAACCGAUGUAACGUGUGCAUUUCAAUCCUCGAAGGAUCAUCGCACAAGGUUGCUCGUGUGAACGCAAUGUAUAUGUAAUUCUAAGGACUCCUGGGAGGCGAACGUCGACGCGCUCUUUCGAGGGAAGUAUCUGUUAAAAUAAGAUAGAACUGUUCUUUACGAUAUUGUAUAGCCAAAAGGUGUCCGGCCGCUACACAUUUUUGCUAAUUGGGACAUACGUUCGGUUUGGUCACAGUUAUAUUUAGUUUGAUGUGUUGCUUUCAAUGAUUCGAUGAUUCAGGUAACAAUGAUAUAAUUAUCGAUCGCACGAUUCUGAGUUCGGCAGGUAAAUAUGCGCGUCGCGAUAGACGCCGAGAACGUAAAGUUACACGCUCCUUAGGUUGAUAAUGAUUACCAUAUGCAGGUAAUUAUUAUUAUUACUAUGUUAGAUUAGACGUUAAGAAACCGCCUAAUUGAAUAUAUUACUAUAUUAUACAAUGGAUUGUCAUAUGAAUGAUUAAAAUAAAACAUUUAAUAAAGGUAUAUUUUUAAGUAAAGAAACAUUGCAAUUCUCGCGUCUGUUUAUUCGACGUC
Molecule: messenger RNA, 3543 nt
Organism: Dinoponera quadriceps
Lineage: Eukaryota; Metazoa; Arthropoda; Insecta; Hymenoptera; Formicidae
Product: acyl-CoA Delta(11) desaturase
Exons: 7
Coding region: 636-1694 (352 amino acids)
Biological process (GO): unsaturated fatty acid biosynthetic process
Cellular component (GO): endoplasmic reticulum membrane
Molecular function (GO): stearoyl-CoA 9-desaturase activity; iron ion binding
Source: RefSeq, a predicted model, not a curated record